AUGGCCGGGCCGGCUGGCGCAUGCGCGCACGGUCCCGGGCCCGGGCCACACCCUGCGCCGGCCUCCCUCGCAGCCGCACCGAAGAAGGUCCGGGUCCUGCUGCGGCAUGUCUUCCCGGAGCACGAGCCGCUGCUCGGUCGGUCGGUGGGCUUCACGGUGAAGGCGGUGGAGAAUCCGGUGCACUACCUGCGCGUUCUCGAGGCGCUGGAGCGCUUUGCCCAGGGGGACGAGCUGGACGACAGCAUCACCAAGCACUUGCUGGGACGCAAACUGGUGGCCAGGAACGAGGAUGCGGAAGAAUGGUGGCCGAGCAUGUGGAGUGGUUUCCAGCCUCUGCACAUGGCCGAUGACUUCCACGCGCCGGGCAUCAGCCGGCCCAACGCCUCCCAGCUGCGGGUCAUGCAGGCGGCCGUCGGGCAGCCCUUCAGCCUGAUCCAGGGCCCGCCGGGCACCGGCAAGACGGCCACCAUCGCCAACCUGGUGUACUUCUUCCGGUCCGAGGGCCUGCGGGUGCUGCUGUCGGCCCCGUCGAAUGUGGCCGUGUCCAACCUCUGCGGCCGGGUGUCGGCCUCCGGGCUGGACGUCCUGUGGAUGGAGAGCGAAGCGCGGGAGUUUGUCAGCUCCCCGUACAAGCACCUGACCUUCCUGGAGAAGGCCAAGGCGGCCUUCCCCAAGGCCCGGGCCAUUCUGGCCAACCGGCAGCGGCCCUCGUACCACGAAGACAGCAAGGAAACAUACGCGGAUACCAAGUACCUCCAGCAGCUGCGGGAGUAUUACCUCCGGAAUGCCGCCAUCGUGGCGGCCACCCUCUCCUCGUCGGCCGCCUUCGCGAACAAGUACGACGUGGUCAUCAUCGAUGAGGCCACCCAGUCGACCGACCCGGAGGCGCUGGUGGCCCUGCUGCACGGGCCCUCGCGGGUCAUCAUGGUGGGCGACCACAUGCAGCUGGGCCCGGUGGUCAUGAGCGACCAGGCCGUGGCGGCCGGGCUGAACCGGUCGCUCUUCGAGCGGCUCAUCCGCAUGGGGGGCAAGCCCCUGCGCCUGGACAUCCAGUACCGCAUGCACCCGGCCAUCUCGGCCUUCCCGGCGGCGACCUUCUACGAGGGGACCCUGCAGGACGGGGUGACGGCGGCGGAGCGCCACAAGCCGGGGCUGAAGUUCUCCUGGCCCGACCCGCGCAAGCCGCUGAUGUUCUACGCGGACACCGGCACCGAGACCACUUCCUGGUCGAAGGUGUCCUUCCUGAACCGGUCCGAGGCCCGGAAGGUGAUCCAGGUGCUGGGACUCUUCCUGCAGCAGGGCAUCAAGCCGGAGGACAUCGGCGUCAUUUCGCCGUACGAUGCCCAGUGCCAGUACAUCCGCGAGGCCCUCGCCCAGCAGGACACCCAGCUGGCCCGGGCCUGCAAGCAGGUGGACGUGGCCAGCGUCGACUCCUUCCAGGGGUCCGAGCGGGACAUUAUCAUCCUGUCGACCGUGCGCAGCCGGAGCGUGGGCUUCCUGUCGGACGCGCGCCGGCUGAACGUGGCCAUCACGCGCGCGCGCUUCGGCCUGGUCAUCGUCGGCAAUGUCGGCCUGCUGAGCCGGGUGCGCCAGCUGGCUCGGGCUUGGGCAUGGGCAUGGGGGGGAUGUGCUUGUUCGCUGGUCGAGUUCUGA
Molecule: messenger RNA, 1653 nt
Organism: Fonticula alba
Lineage: Eukaryota; Rotosphaerida; Fonticulaceae
Exons: 3
Coding region: 1-1653 (550 amino acids)
Biological process (GO): nuclear-transcribed mRNA catabolic process, nonsense-mediated decay
Cellular component (GO): cytoplasm
Molecular function (GO): RNA helicase activity; ATP hydrolysis activity
Source: RefSeq, a predicted model, not a curated record